Odontomachus brunneus is the source of this 3466-nucleotide messenger RNA. Its product is annotated as ATP-dependent DNA helicase Q5-like. Gene Ontology annotation, cellular component: chromosome; cytoplasm. The transcript has 14 exons. Lineage: Eukaryota; Metazoa; Arthropoda; Insecta; Hymenoptera; Formicidae. The coding region runs from base 227 to 3226 and encodes 999 amino acids. Gene Ontology annotation, molecular function: nucleic acid binding; ATP binding; 3'-5' DNA helicase activity. Gene Ontology annotation, biological process: double-strand break repair via homologous recombination. The record is from RefSeq and is a predicted model, not a curated record.
UAAAAUGAAAGAUCUAUUAUUGACCUCGAAUUUUGUAUUUUCUAAUCUAACCUAACGUAACCUAGUUUUGAAUUGUAACGAAUCCAUUGUGAGACAUUGCGUGUUUCGUAUGGCAAUUCUCGCGUUUAUCCGAACAUCAUUCGGAUGAUUAAGAUAAGAUAUAAUCGUGACGCAUUAUCUAUUGCUUUUAUAAAGUCGCAAUACAUUUUUACAACAUUUAAUAAAGAUGUUACGAAAUGUCCUAAAGUUAAAAUUUGGCUACGACGAUUUUAAAAGUGACAUUCAGAAACAAGCUACUAUUGCAGUUUACAAAGGGAAACAUGAUGUAUUUGUGUGUAUGCCAACUGGUUCAGGAAAAUCUCUCUGUUUUCAACUACCGGCAGUGAUGGAAGAACACAAAGUAGCAAUUGUGUUUUCUCCACUUCUUGCUCUUAUGAAGAAUCAAAUAGAUUUUUUGAUAAACAAGAAGAUAAAUGCAUGUUCCUUGAAUUCCACUACAUCAAGUAAAGAAAGGAGUGUGAUUAUGAAUGAUCUCAUGUCCGAUUCUCCUAAAAUCAGAUUGUUAUAUGUCACUCCUGAAAUGGGAGCCCAACAGCAUUUCCAGGAAACUAUAAUUCAGUUAAGAAAAGCAAAGACACUCUCUUACUUUGUUAUUGAUGAAGCUCAUUGUUUAAGUGAAUGGGGACAUGAUUUUCGACCAAGUUAUAGACAGCUAGGAGUGUUCAAAAAAUUGUGUCCAGAUAUACCUGUCAUUGCAUUAACGGCAACUGCUGCAAAGCAGGUAAAAGAUGAUAUUCUUCAAAGUCUGCAUAUGAAAGAUGCCUUAAUAUUUUCUCAGCCGGUAUUUCGUUCUAACUUAUUUUAUGAUGUAUGGUUCCUAGAAACAUUAGAUAAACCAUUUAUCCAUUUGAAAAACUUUAUUUUGAAUGCACUUGGUCCUUCAGAUGAUACCAUCCCUAUGCAUAAGAGGAAUUGUGGUAUUAUUUAUUGUAGGAAGAAGGAAGCUACUGAAAUUGUUGCACAUAAACUCAGUCUAGCUGGUAUUACUACGCUAGCGUAUCAUGGAAGUUUGAAAGCUCAAGAACGUAAUGAAGUGCAAAAUAAGUGGACUGUAGGCGAAGUACCUGUUAUCGCGGCAACAUGCAGUUUCGGAAUGGGUGUUGACAAAGGAUCCGUCAGAUUUGUGGUUCAUUGGACAGUACCUCAAAAUAUUGCAGCAUAUUAUCAAGAAUCAGGAAGAGCUGGUAGAGAUGGCAACCCGGCAUUUUGCAGGAUUUACUUUAGUAAUGAAGAAUUUGGACCCAUUUCGUUUCUCAUCAAAGAGGAAAUCACAGGAAAGAAAACGGAGCUUGUGAAAAUAAAAUGGGAGAAUUUUGAAAAAAGCGUUGCAUAUUGUUUAGAGACGAAAUGUCGACAUGCAGUGUUUUCUAAAUACUUUGGAGAUUCUCCACCAUUAUGCAAGAAUAAAUGCGAUGUAUGUAAAAAUAAGGACGAAGUGCAAGCAAGGAUUUCACAGUUUGAAAUGUGUCAGUCGAGAUCUCGAAAAUCCCGAGGCAACUUGGGCAGUAUAAUGCGAACAGACAAAGAUGAUGAAGACGAUGCAUCUUUCGAGAAAGAAUCAAGAGAGAAAAUAAUAGCAGCUGAAAAACAAGAGGCUAAAGAACUUAUUAUGCAGCAGUUUGCUCUUCGACGUGGGGUAUCUAAAGAAGACGAAAUCAGGCGUCAAAACAUCGUGAAUGCAAAAAAGGCGCAUGUUCAUGCAGCCAGUAGUACUGAUAGAAAAAUAAAGGGAUUAACUGUUCAGGUGCGAGAACAUCUUUACAAUGAAUUAAAAACGAUGUUGUUUGAAAAUUAUCAACAUUCAUGUUUGAAGGAUAGUAAACAACUUCAGGAGAACGAAGUGCAUAAUAUAGCCAGUGAUUUGGAAUACAAAAUAUUUUCCAGUACUAAGGUGCCAAAUAAAUACAAGUUUGAUAUGUCUAAAUUGAUUUCGUCGGUACGAAAAUGCACUAAUAGUAAUACAGCGUAUGAAGCGAUACGUGAUUAUAAUAUUAUUAAGUCUCAUAAUAUAGAGCUUAAUGAUUCUCAUAUUGGCGAUAUACCUACCCUGGAAGAAGUAAACACAUCUGAAAUGGAAUAUAACAGCAACAAUUGCUUAUCAAAUGACAUUAAUAAAAAGAUUUUUACAUCUGCUUUCAAAACUGCGUUAGAAAUUAGAAAUGAAAAAAAGUUACAAGCAUCAGAUAAAAGUGAAACGGUUCGAUCUAAGAAGUCGCCGGUUAAAAUUGUUGAAGUAUAUCAAACCAAAAAUCAAACAUCCGUUUCUAAUGAUACUAGUAGCGCACAAAAAAGUACACGUAAAGACAACAUACCACAGAUGCAGAUAUCGAAUGACUUUGUUUGUGCACGAAAAAUUCAUGAAAGCAACAUACAUUUGUCCAAAUCAGGUGCAAGUUCCUCCAAAUUAAAAACCCGUAGAAGUAAGAUAGAUAAAGGUAUUAAAAAAGCGAAUAAAUCCGUUUACGAGCAAAUUUUGGCAUCAACGCGAUCACCUGUAAAGACUACAAACGAAAGUUCCAAUAUUUCUAUCGAAAUAGAAUCGAAAACUGUUGACCUUAUCGUCGAGACUGUUAAAAAUAAAGACAAGACUGUCGAGGAUAAGAGUAAAAAUAAAAGAAGUCGUGAAUCUAUCGAAUAUCUGGAAGACGACGUAAAACCAGUAGAAAAAAAAAGAGUUGAACACAAGGAACAUGAUAAGAGUGACAAUUCUAUAUUUGAUAAAAAUAUUAAUAAAAAAAUCACAGGUGAUAAGAUUGUCAUUGAAGCUGUUCGAAACGACAUACAUUCAAUUUCUAACGUUGAUAUCACAUGUCAAGAUUUUCUGAUAACAAAGAAAAAUAAAAUUAAAAUAAGGCAGCACAGUGAAACCUCAGAAACUAAUCUAGAAUUAAAGAAGGAUAAAGAGAUGAACCUGUCGGUUCAGUCAAAACAUCACUCUGGCAGAAGUAGUAAUAGACUGAGAGUACCGGCAGAUAAAGCUAUGCAAUUUAAGACAGCGGAAAUUUUAAAAUCGUACCUAAUGAAAUAUUACCCGUCAGAGCGUAUACCAGAUAGAGCAACGUUCUCAAAAACUUGCCGAGAAAUGCACUACAGUAUGUUGAGGAAGAAAAUAUUCGAUAAGGAAGAGAUACACAAUUUUGUCGUAAGAUUCAUGACCCAAACUUGAAAAAUAAUUUUAUUUCAAGUUUAAUCUGUUAUUUUAUGACUUUUGCCGACCCGCCGAACUAUGGGAGAACGACGCCAUUUAAAAUUAAUAAGUUCAAUUGUGAAUAAAUUUUCAAUAAUGUAUCUAUACAAUAUUCAUGUAUUUGUAACAUGUAUUUAUUGUAUUAGCAGCUAUAGUUGUUUAUAAUUUAACAUGCGCCAGAGCGUUAGAGGAAAAAUAAAAUUUACUUCAUAUCAAUGA